CUAUAUCCGUACACAAUGACACACCGGAGAGGUUUUUCUUGAGGUUUAUUUUCUUUUUGUCACGCGCUCGGCGAUAGUUAUACUCCACGUUAUUGAAUAAAAAGUGUUAAUCAUGUGUAGACAGGAGUAAUUGAAUUGAAUUUUUUUGCAGGAUUUUCUUUCGUGCUGCAUUUUUUUUACUGCAUUAAGUUACUUCCGCCUUGUUGGAAGUCUUGUUUAUUUUCUUUUAUUUAUUUAUUUAUUUAUUUAUUUACUAAUAAACAAAUCAUCAUGAAAGUGUUGAGGUUCUCCACACAUCCGGCCUCUGUGGCUUACUCUAUGACCACACUGGGGUCCAGUAUGAUGAACAGCAUUUUUAGUUUUUAUUACGUGAAGCUGUUCCUGAACAAGUACAACAUAUCAGAAGGAGCUUUCCACAAGUCCCAGGUGGUGUAUAUGAUCUGGAACGCGCUAAACGACCCGCUCUUCGGCUACCUGCAGGACAACUCCCGCAUUCCCUGUUGUUCCCGGCGCCGGAUGUCCAUCCUGUAUGGCGCUCCGUUCUACAGCCUGGCCUUCCUGCUGGCCUGGUUCCCGUGGCGAUCGUACGAGGCGGGCGACUGGCUGAGCGGCAUGCACCUGGUCAUCACGCUGUGCGCCUUCGACGGCAUGCUGACCUUCGUACUCCUGGCCCAGUGUGCACUCUUCGCCGAGAUCUCGGAGAACCACCAGGUCCGGCUGAGGCUCAUUAAGUACAGCCAGGUGGCGUCUCUGGUCGGCUCGUCCAGCGUGCUCUUCUGCGGCCUGGUCUCCCAGAACAUGGACAACUUCUUCGCUUUCCAGGUGUUCUGCGUGUUGGUGGCACUGCUGGGAUGCGCCUGCAUGGUCUACACGGGUUUCCACAGCGAGAGCCGCUUCGACGCGAAGGUCACGGAGGCCAGCUCGCAGCAGCAGCAGCCUCUGUCCUUUGCCGCCGUGACAACCAUGACCAAGCAGAUCCUCACCAAUCGAGACUUCCAGCUCUUCGUGAUCAUGAACUUCUUCCAGGUUUUCCUCUUGGCCUUCUUCAACAACUUUGCCAUGAUCUUCGCCGACCACCUCAUCCCGCCGGACGCCCUGCCCUCGCUGGCCAAGAGCAUCAUGUACGGAGCUGGAUUUAUCUGCCCCCAGUUGCUGGUGUUGUGUGGUCAGGAUCUGCUGCAUGUGAUAGGGUAUUACCGCAUCAUCCUCAUCACCUUCGCUGUGGAAGCAGGAGGCGCAGUGACCAUGCUGCUGCUCGGGGCAGGACACUACUACUGUCUCGCUGUGUUCAUCACCGUCAACAUGAUUUUGGUCCAAGCUGCUUUCAGUCUCUUUAACCUGCCUCUGGCUGACAUCAUCGACUCGGACCUGCAGAAGUACAAGCGCAGCUCUCCGCUUUCUUCGAUGGUUUUCGGGACCAACGCUCUCUUCACUAAACCCGCCCAGUCUCUAGCGCCCAUGCUGGUGGUCUCCAUUUUAAAUCAGUACGGCUACGAGGAGCUGAAGGACGGGAACGUGACGGAUCAGGGUGCCCUGGAGGUGCUCCACAGCACCAUGUUCCUCCUGAUCUGCUUGGUGCCUUUGUGCAUCACCUCUCUGCAGUUCUUCUCCUGGAAGCCGUUCUCCAUCAGAGAGAGUCACACCACUGACUCGAAGUACGUAGAGGGAUGAUUUCUUGGAGACUCGCCCUUCUUUCCAUCAAUAUCAUUACAAUCAGUCAAUCAAUUUUAUAUUUAGAAUGUAAUUUUUAGAAUAUCCGGGUUUGGGGAGAGUAUUAUUUUAUUAGUACUGGGACUUUUUUUUUUUUUUACGUACUACUGAAACACUAAUACUGAUGCAUUUGAAAGUAGUGGUUAUUUUUUAUCCGUGUGGGGACUUUUAUAAGAAAAAAACCCAACAAAAUGGGACUUUUAUUCUGUGGGUGGUGGAACAGGAGCUCUUGAGCAGAUGUGGAUGUGCCGUGUGAGCGAUGGAAGGUCUACUGUUAAUUCUAGGGCAUGGGGGUGCCAAUACUUUUGAAACCAGUGCCCUUUGCAGUGGAAUGCCGAUAUCAUGUGGUAGGAUUCAUUGAAAAUUAAAUUACAUCUAACACAAAGUUUCUCCACAUUAAAGAAAAGGCACAUUUUCCUACAGGAUCUAAUGAAAUAUUCAUCGAUAUAUUUAGGGCAGGAUACGCUACAGUGCCAAAAGUUUUGGAACGUCUGCCUUUACAUGCAUAUGAAUGUAAUAUGGAGUUGACUCCGCCCCUUAUUGCAGCUAUAACAGCUUCAACUCCUCUGGGAAGGCUUUCCACAAGGUUUAGGAGUGUGUACUCUCUCUCUCCCUCCCUCCCACUCUGUGUCCUUCCCUCCUUCUCUCUCUCUCCUUAACUCUCUCCCCCUCCCUCCUUCUCUCUGUCUCCCUCCCUCCCUCCCUCCCUCAAUCCUCCAACCCCCUCCAAGACCCUCCCUCCCCCACCCCUCCACUGUCUUUCCCUCUCUAUCUUUUUCUCUCUCUCUCUCUCUCUCUCUCUCCAUCCCUCUCUCUCUCUCUCUCCCCCCUCCUCCCUUGUUUCACUCCCCCUCUCUCUCUUUCCCUUCCUUCCUCCUUAUCUCCCUCCCUCCCUCAAACUCGCUCAACACUCCCCCCUCCCCGUCCCCCUCUCCUUCUUCUCCGUCUAAAUAAAUAAAUAAAAACAAAUAAACUCCAACAAUACCUCUUCAUAAAUGAGGGAGUGCCAAUACUUUUGGAUUUCAGUUAUAAAAGGAGGUGAGCAAAAACCUGAUUGGAUCGAGGGUCAUGUGACGUUAAGAAAAAAAGAAAAACAAACUACUUUCUUUAAAGCUAGCUCCAGUGUGUUUACAUCACGGUGCGUUUUCAUUGGUGGAUGAGAACCAACCCCUCCCACCCCCCACACCUCAAAAA
This is a messenger RNA of Hemibagrus wyckioides, 2904 nucleotides long. RefSeq names its product major facilitator superfamily domain containing 13a-like (gene mfsd13al). The transcript has 6 exons. The coding region runs from base 271 to 1671 and encodes 466 amino acids. The record is from RefSeq and is a predicted model, not a curated record. Lineage: Eukaryota; Metazoa; Chordata; Actinopteri; Siluriformes; Bagridae.